Molecule: messenger RNA, 810 nt
Organism: Gigantopelta aegis
Lineage: Eukaryota; Metazoa; Mollusca; Gastropoda; Neomphalida; Peltospiridae
Product: neuroglobin-like
Exons: 4
Coding region: 1-678 (225 amino acids)
Molecular function (GO): oxygen binding; heme binding
Source: RefSeq, a predicted model, not a curated record
AUGCAGCUGGGUUUUGGCAGUCAUGGUGAUGCCACCCAUAUUGGACCCUCCUCCAAAUCGGUCAUGAGGAUGAACGUUGACGUUGGCGUAGCGUUCAUUGGGACGUCAGCAGCCACGCUGUCGUCGAUCAUGGAAUCCAUGUCAUGCGUGGAGAAGGAUUCCAAGAACCAGCUAUGUGUCUAUCUGACUGCCAAGCAGAUCAAGUUGGUUCAAGACACGUGGCACGAAAUAAACAACGACAUUCCAACUCUUGGAGUCACCAUCUUUGUCAAUUUUUUCGAAAUGGAGCCCGACUUGAAGUCGCUGUUUCCGAAAAUCGUGCGGAUGAACGACUCGAGCCAGCUGGAGUGGUACAUGGACAAGGAGAUGCUGCAGAAGCAUGCAGUCACUGUGCUGGAGGCCCUCGGCGCCGCCGUCGAAAGUCUCGAGGACUCGGAUUUCCUCAACAGCGUGCUCAUCUCCGUGGGGCAGACCCACUUUAAGAGAAGCAUCAAACCACACAUGUUGAAGCGAUUAUGGCCAUCUCUAAACUACGGACUGAGCGUGGCUCUAGGGGACCGUUACACGAAGGAGGCCGAGGACGCGUGGAAGAGAUUGUAUACAUACAUCUGUGUUCAGAUGAAGCUCGGCAUGGAACACCCUGAAAUGGACCUUGGUGACGAGUUCUCCAUAUCGUGACGUCACACAUUACACGUCACUGGACACAACCGGAUUUUUAUUUUAUGUAAUGCUAGUCUCAGACUACCAACUAUCACGACAAAUUUGGCCAACUUUCUGCUCUCACGACUUCUACGACUAUGCAAUUGCUAG